CCUGAGAAUGACUGUCUUGGAGACCUCAGCCGCUACUAUGACAAGGCUGCCGGGAAGUGCUGUCACCGCUGCCGUGAGGGGUAUUCCCCGAAGCAGCUGUGCCCAGAGGGGUCCCACCACUGCGAGAGGCAGUGUCUGCACGAUUAUUACUUGGACAUCAAUGACCGCUGUACAGCUUGUGUGAGCUGUUCUGGAGACCUCGUGGAGAAGAAGCCAUGCUCAAGGAACUCCUCCCGCGUCUGUGAGUGCCGGGCCGGCAUGUUCUGUGGCACAUCAGUCGUCAACUCCUGUGCCCGCUGCAUCCCCCAUUCUGUCUGCCCAGCGGGGAUGGUUGUCAGGUUGCAGGGCACAGCACAGAGGGACACCGUCUGUGAGCCGGCUUCCCAAGGGGCCAGCCCCAACUGCAGCACCAGCCUGCAGGACUGCAAGGGCCCCACCAGUGGCGCCAUCUCCCAGGCCAAGCCCGCCCUGACCUCCCCAGCAAGCCCUGGUGCCAGGACCAUGCUUCUUGGAGGGGGCAUCCCCCUCACCCCAGAAGAUGCUUCUAAAAUGACUCCCAACUCCAGCUCCUUCAUGGGGAAGCUCGAUCCAGAUCCAGGGCUGACCUUGCAGCCCCCGUGCCCUCAGGGAUCUGCUGACUGCAGGAAGCAGUGUAACCACGACUACUACCUGGACAGGGAUGGUCGCUGCAAGGCCUGUGUGACAUGUUCAGGAGAUGGCCUCGUGGAGAAGACGCCUUGCACAUGGAACUCUUCCCGCAUCUGUGAGUGUCAACCUGGCAUGUUCUGUGCCACGCCAGUGACCAAUUCCUGUGCCCGCUGUGUCACCCGCCCCAACUGCCCGCCAGGGACGGUCACCAAGCUCCAGGGUAUGGCUGAGACAGGCACUACCUCCCAGGCUGAGCCACCUCCACCAGGGAGCCCUCCUGACUGCAGCACCAGCCUGGAGGACCGUGGGGCACCUGCCAGCCCCACCCCCUCCUUGGUCUCCCUGGCCGACUCCCUGACUGGUAAGGAGCAUGGAGGGGGUGUCACCCACGCCUGGGAGGACAUCCCAAUCUCAACCAGUGCUCCCAUCUCCUUCUCCUCCACAGGAAAGCCGGCUCUGGUUUCAGGACCUGUGCUCUUCUGGGUGAUUCUGAUACUGGUGGUGGUCGUCAGCUUCAGCUCCUUCGUCCUGUGCCACCGGAGGGCCUGCAGGAAGUGGAUUGGACAGAAGCUGCAUCUGUGCUACCCAGUCCAGACCUUCCGGCCCACGCUGGAGCCUGUGGAUUCCAAGCCGGGGAGGAACCCGAUACUGACCAAGAGCAUAUCAGUGGCAGACCCAGGCAAUGAGGAGCAGGGCUUACUGAGCCGCCCAGCUGUGGAGACCUGCCUGGAGAGCCUGCGGCUGCUGGAGGCCAGCCCAGUCAGCAACCCCCCAUCCCCCACAGACCUACCUGAACCCCGAGGGACCAUGGAGCAUACCAACAACAGGAUUGAGAACAUCUACAUCAUGAAAGCCGACACCGUGAUUGUGGGGACCGUGAAGGCCGAUGUGCCUGAGGGCCAAGGCCCAGCGGGGCCAGCCGGGCCCGAGCUGGAGGAGGAGCUGGAGACGGACUAUGCCUCCCACUACCCGGAGCAGGAGACGGAGCCCCCGCUGGGCAGCUGUGGGGAUGUUAUGUUCUCGGUGGAGGAGGAAGGGAAGGAGGACCCCUUGCCCACGACCGUCUCUGAGAAAUGA
Odocoileus virginianus texanus is the source of this 1725-nucleotide messenger RNA. RefSeq names its product TNF receptor superfamily member 8 (gene TNFRSF8). Gene Ontology annotation, biological process: signal transduction. The record is from RefSeq and is a predicted model, not a curated record. NCBI's taxonomy places the organism in Eukaryota, Metazoa, Chordata, Mammalia, Artiodactyla, Cervidae. Gene Ontology annotation, molecular function: protein binding; transmembrane signaling receptor activity.